AUUUUUCCCAUCCAUCAAAGGUCCAUCAUGACCGACGCACUCACAGCUGAAAUCCUCAAAUGCCUCUCUGUUUUUUGCUCUCAUGCCCCUACUCAAUCAAGCCGUUCUAGGGCUACAAUUCCUUUUCCUGACUUCACUUUCCAAUGCUGAAGAUGUAUUCGCUCAUUUCAUGGUACAAAACUCAUAUUCCUAUACCAAAGCUGACUGGGCCGCGGAUAUCGCCGCGGCUCAGGCUAUAGGUAUCGAUGGGUUCGCUCUCAAUACCGCUGUGGACUCAUAUGAACAGACCAAGUACCCGGAUGCUUUUGCAGCUGCAGAGGCUGUUGAUUUCGAUUUAUUUAUCUCAUUUGAUAUGACAUAUGAAUGGGAGGCGACGGACAUGGUCAGCCUAGUUAAAAGUUAUGCAACCAGCUCGAGCUACUAUCACUGGGAAGGCAAACCACUGGUCAGCACUUUUGGCGGUGACAGCGACACCAACGAUUUUUGGAACACAUUCAAGACAACUCUUGCCAACGAGGGAAUCUCAAUAUCUCUAGCGCCGGCGUUCAUUGACUAUCGAGAUCCUGAUGAAGCCGCGCAGAUGUUCUCAAUUUUUGUUGCUAUCGAUGGAUUCUUCAACUGGUGGUCAUGGCCUGCCGAUGAGAACGCCAAUCUUACUACCGACACAGAUCUAGCUUAUAAGAAAGCCCUCUCAGCGGCUGGCAGAACUGGUCCAUACAUUAUGUCCGUUUCCCCUUGGCAGUUCAAAGAGCUCGGCGAUGGCCAGGACUGGGUUGAGCAGUGUGAUACCUUAUGGAAAUAUCGAUGGGAGCAAGCAGUUCACGACGUCGAACCUGAUAUCAUUGAGAUUCUUACUUGGAAUGAUUACGGCGAAAGUCACUACAUUGGGGAUAUUAACCCUGUCGUGAACCUUGGAGAUUUGGCUCCCUUGUACGUCAAUGGAUUUGACCACUCCGGAUGGAGGAUAAUCGCCGAACAUUAUAUAACGUUCUACAAGAAUGGGUCUGCACCGAUCACCGAAGACCGAGUCGUCUACUGGUACCGAGUCUAUCCGAAUUCCAUCACUUGCAGCCAAGGUCAGCUUCCCAGGAAUUCGCCCUUCCCUGAAGACGCCGUUUUCGCGUUCACGAUGUUGACAGCAGCUGCCCACAUUACCCUUACCGUAGGGGAGAGCACUACGACUUUUCUUGCCCAAGAGGGAGUAGGGAUCAGUUCAGUGCCUUUUUCGAAAACGGACGGUCAAAAGCCUGAGAUCAAAAUUGUGAGGAAUGGCCAGACUGUGAAGAGCGGAACGGGGUCGAAAGCUAUCAGCACGACAAGUUGUGACUACUAUAAUUUCAAUCCCUUCGUCGGAGUUGUCCAAUAGAUACGCACAAGAACUUCAACAUAUCAGGAACUUUCAAUGUAAUGGAACACCGGAAUAGGGCAAUGCUGCCCGCAACCAUUCUUGGCGGAGACCUUGUUAACGGGGAUGAGGCAGUUAUGAAAUAUAAACCAUAUCCGUAUCUUGUGAACAGUUCACUACGCUCGGACUGUAGGCCAUAUAAAAGGCCUUAUAACAAAAAACGCGUACCAGCGCGUCAUGAUCAGGAGUUGAUUGUUCCUGUUUAAUAUCUGGCAUGGGAGUCUUAAAAAGGAAAUUCUCGG
Lentinula edodes (shiitake mushroom) is the source of this 1647-nucleotide messenger RNA. RefSeq names its product glycoside hydrolase family 71 protein. NCBI's taxonomy places the organism in Eukaryota, Fungi, Basidiomycota, Agaricomycetes, Agaricales, Omphalotaceae. The record is from RefSeq and is a predicted model, not a curated record. The transcript has 7 exons. Gene Ontology annotation, molecular function: glucan endo-1,3-alpha-glucosidase activity. The coding region runs from base 83 to 1366 and encodes 427 amino acids.